AUGACAUGUAAUUUGAUAUUUUUUCUUUUUAUACUAAUCUGCAACAUCUUUAUAUUUAAGGAGUCUAAUUUUUAUUUGGAGGUGGGUUUCAUUAAAAUAAAGGCUGUUGGUGGGGAUGACUCAAGCCAAUAUGAUAGCUCUGUAAGUACUAAUAAUGGUGAAGAUCUAAGCGAUGACGAAAACAACAAUGAAUACGACGAAAACUCUGCUACAAGUUCUAAUAGGAAAAGUUCUGUAUCACUUGAACCAGGAAAUAAUUCAGUAUAUAUUUCUAAGGGAAAUGCAUACUUUGAAAAAUGUAUUGGGAAUGUUUGUAUCUUUAGCUCAUUCAAUGAUUCAGUUAAGUUCCUUUUAUUUGAAGCCAAAAUUAGAGAAUUGGAUCUUUCCCUUUUAGAGUGCCAGAAAAUUGUUCAUUUUUAUUUGAAAUCGAAAUUUACACCCAAAACCGCAGUAAAGAAUGAACUUGUUAUUAACAUCAAAGAUCUGAUUAAUCUUAUGAUCAAGUAUGUUAGGACAGAGGGAAGAUGUCUGCUAAGAGUCUAUCAAAAAGAGUCAUCUAAAAAAUCAAGAGAUAGCUCUAGAAGUACUAAUAAAGUACAUGACAAAUCUGAUUCUGACACUGAUUCUAGUCUUGAGUCUGAUCCAAAAACUAACUUUGGUGCUGCACCAAGCAUCGCCAUUGGCCCAGUUGGCAGUAAAAUUUACUAUCUCUUAAGAAAUUUCUCAGAAGGCUCCUCAAAAGCCUCAAAUAAGUCUUCAAAAGGCCAUGUUUCUGAAGGCCCUUCUGCAUCAAUACCUUUGGGCAAAGAUGUUAUAUCGAGUACUCAAAGGGACGACAUUUCAAGCAGAGAUUCCUCCCAAGCCUCAGUCCCAGUUUCUAAUCUUGAUCAAGAACUUGAGUUUGAAGAAAGCCCAGAAAUGGAGAUAGAGGAAGAUCAGGAACAUAUCACCCCUCAACAAGGAGAAGAUUACAAUAUUGAGUACGAGGAUGAGGGAAUGGAAAGCCAAGUGAAUCAGGAAAUGAUUGUUAAAAACUUGGACUUAAAUACUAGAAGCGCUAUUCCUUUGAAAGAGAUUGAGAUGGAAAUUGAUCUUGAAGAUCCAUGGAGGAAUUUGAUCACAAUGUUGUUAUACGAACCAGUAAGGAGAUCUUCUUUAGUAUAUAGAGAAGAACACUGUAAAAAAAUAGUAAAGACAACUGGGAGGAUUAUAGCUUUUUUAGUUAAGGCUAGCUGCAAGUUACGCCUUUCUUUGAGUGAUUAUAACAGGAAGAAAUGCAGGGAAAAAAACAAAGUUUCAGGACUGCUUACAGGAUGUCAUAAAUUAAGAACUAAUAUCAAAAAAUAUCUCAACUUGUAUUCCAAAUUCAGAUACGACCUAGUUGAUUCAGUUGUAGCUAUUACUCAAUGCUCAAUUGCCAAAAAUAACUACCUGUCUCAAACUGAUCAAAUAAUUCUGAAUGAUUCUGAAGACAGUUUAACUAUUCAAUGUACUUUAAAAGAAUAUUACUUUUCUAUUGAUUUUCAUAUAUUCUUAUCAUUCAUCAUUAAUGCAUAUAACUCUGCAAAGGAAAAGUUAGAACAAUUUAUCUCAAGUGGCUGUGAAUCAACAUGUUUAACAAGAUGUGGGAAAAAGCCACGACUUUGCUCUUGUCUGGAGCAUUCUUUCAAUAAUAUUUUUGCAGACAAAAUUAAUAUGGAGUCUUACAACUUUUACCUAAACAAAAGAAUAUCUAUGUGUAAAGACUACCUAGUUAGGAACUAUUUAUACUCGAAUAAUAUCCCUGAAUCUGCCGAGUAUAUCUCAACUUCCGGAAAUAGAUAUAAACUUGAGCAAUUUGAUUAUAUCCAGUUAGUACAAUUCCCGAGAGUGUAUCCAUUCAAUCUAAAAAAACUUAGUAUUAUCAAAUCAAACAUAUAUGAACUCUUACUAAAUCAUAUUAAUACUCGAGAACAACCUACUCAGCUCCCCGUGGCCAAGGAAAACUCUACAAGUGGCACUUCAAAACAAAAACAAAAAUCUAAAUCUAAGUUCAAUCUUAAAUUAAUGCGGAAAAACGGAAAGAAAGGCACCAAUGAAAAUAAUAAUGUUCAUCCUUCUGUCCCCCAGGCUAAUUCUCAAGAUAGUUGGACUUAA
Messenger RNA from Cryptosporidium ubiquitum, 2136 nucleotides. RefSeq lists its product as uncharacterized. Bases 1 to 2136 code for a protein of 711 amino acids. The transcript has a single exon. The record is from RefSeq and is a predicted model, not a curated record. NCBI's taxonomy places the organism in Eukaryota, Apicomplexa, Conoidasida, Eucoccidiorida, Cryptosporidiidae.